This is a messenger RNA of Olea europaea var. sylvestris, 569 nucleotides long. RefSeq names its product glutathione S-transferase zeta class-like. The transcript is spliced from 5 exons. Lineage: Eukaryota; Viridiplantae; Streptophyta; Magnoliopsida; Lamiales; Oleaceae. The record is from RefSeq and is a predicted model, not a curated record. Bases 1 to 324 code for a protein of 107 amino acids. Gene Ontology annotation, molecular function: maleylacetoacetate isomerase activity; glutathione transferase activity. Gene Ontology annotation, biological process: glutathione metabolic process; L-phenylalanine catabolic process.
AUGGAAUUAAUGCUCAAGUUGAUUAGCACAUUUCUAUUUUUUUCCCCCUUCAAAUCACAUUCCCCUUUUCUGAUUUCAAUUGAAUCUGCAGCUCUGGAGAAGCUAUUAGAAAAUUACGCUGGAAAAUAUGCCACGGGGAAUGAAGUUUUCCUGGCUGAUUUGUUUCUGGCACCCCAGAUUGAUGGUGCAGUCAGAAGAUUCAAUGUUGACAUGAGUGAAUAUCCUAUCCUAUCGAGGAUUAACGAGGCGUACAAAGAACUCCCUGCUUUUCAAGAUGCUAUGCCAGGAAAGCAACCUGAUACGCCACCAGAGGCUAGAGCCUGAGCACUUAGCUGUGUCAGGAUUCUAGGAUGGAGCACAAUUUCAUUAAGCUGGCAGAGCAGAAAGAGUGACCAGAAGGAAAGAAAUAAUCCAUAAUAUAUUGUUCAUUAGUAAUUCACACUCACUUAUGGUGCUAUUGGUGUGUUAUUUAAGUGCUGAAAGAUGCUUUAUGUAAAAUAUAUGUUACUGUUUAGUUUCAUGAAUAAGAUGCAUUAUCCUAUAUACAUCAUGUGGUUUCAGAAUGAAAA